GAUGCGUCGCUUCUGUCUCCUCCCACCCUCUCCUUCCCACCCCUCUCAUUAGCCGACGGAGUCCCAACAGUCCCCAAGAACGUGACUCCCCUCCCCCUCGCGUCCUCCUUUUUGGUGCUUUCUAUCUGUCCUCCCCUCCCUUCCCCUCCCCUUCCUCCCAAUUCCAUGGCUUAGAUCAUGAUGAAGAAAAGAAGACAGGGAUAGUUUCAGCCUCUUCUCUCUGCCCAGAGAUAAUAUCUAGCCUUCUUUCAUAGGAGAAAGAGAGGAGAGGAGAGGAGAGAUGAGUAUGGUGGCUAAGUUGCUUCUUCUUGUUGUUGUGUCGUCAGUGUUCAUUUGUUUAGUUCCGGUCUCCGCCGAUGGCGACCUCCCCACGCCGCUGAACGACGAGGUGUUAGGCCUCAUCGUGUUCAAGUCCGCCUUGGAGGACCCCACGGCGGCGCUGGCCUCAUGGAGCGAGACCGACGCCACCGCCUGCGGCUGGGCCCACGUCGAGUGUGACCCGGCCACUUCCCACGUCCUCCGCCUCUACCUCGACUCCCUCUCCCUCUCCGGUCCCCUCCCCCGCGGCCUCGACCGCCUCCCUUACCUCGAAUCCCUCUCCAUCUCCAACAACAACCUCUCCGGCCUCCUCCCCGCCGGCCUCUCCCUCCUCCCCCGCCUCCACUCCCUCGACCUCAGCCGCAACGCCUUCUCCGGCCGCUUACCACAAGAUCUCGGCAACAUCACCAACCUCCGCUCCCUCGACCUCUCUUCCAACUCCCUCUCCGGCCCCAUCCCCGACUCCCUCUUCUCCGCCGCCACCUGCUCCUCCCUCCGCUACCUCUCCCUCGCCGAGAACCGCCUCGAAGGCCCCAUCCCCUCCACGCUCUCUCGCUGCUUCUUCCUCCUGCACCUCAACCUCUCCGACAACCAGCUCUCCGGCUCCCCCCCUUCCGUGCUCUGGUCUCUCUCCCGGCUCCGAGCCCUCGACCUCUCGCGCAACUACUUCUCCGGGUCCCUCCAUGAGGCCGUCGCCAAUCUCCACAACCUCAAGAACCUCGAUCUGAGCUCAAACUACUUCUCCGGGCCGAUCCCAGUCGGCAUCGGCCUCUGCCCGCACUUGACCAGCCUAGACAUGAGCCACAAUUCCUUCGACGCUCCUCUCCCAGAUUCCAUCAAAUGGCUUGCCUCUCUGACUUUCCUCAGCUUGUCGAACAAUCAGCUCUCUGGCGAUCUCCCGGCCUGGAUCGGCAACAUGACCGCCCUCCAGCACUUGGACUUAUCCAGCAACCAGCUCACUGGAAGCCUACCUGCCUCGCUCGACCACCUGAAAGAACUGAAUUAUCUGAGUUUCGCAGAUAACAUGCUCGCCGGACCAAUACCGGAUUCUGCAGCGGAGUGCACGAAGCUCAGCCAGCUCUGGCUGAAGAAGAACAGGCUCAGUGGGAGCAUCCCGCAGGCUCUGUUCGAUCUCGGGCUGGAGGUGCUCGACCUGUCGUCGAACGAGCUCACAGGCAUCAUUCCUCCUGGCUCAGCCCGCAUGUCAGAGACUCUCCACUCGCUCGACCUGUCGGACAACCGGCUGUCGGGGACCAUUCCCCCGGAGAUGGCUCUUUACUUCAAUUUGAGGUACUUGAACCUCUCAUGGAAUGAUCUCCGGACCCAGCUGCCGCCGGAGCUUGGAUACUUCCACAACCUAACGGUGCUAGAUCUUCGCAGCAGCGCAUUGUAUGGGCCAGUCCCUGGGGAAUUGUGCGACUCCGGCGGCCUCGCCGUCCUUCAGUUGGAUAGCAAUUCUCUCAGCGGCCCGAUCCCCGAGGAGAUCGGAAACUGUUCCUCCCUCUACUUACUGAGCUUGUCCCACAAUAGCUUGAACAGUUCGAUUCCGGCAUCCAUGGCGCGGCUCAAGAAGCUUGAGAUCCUCAAUUUGGAGUUCAACAACUUGAGCGGCGAGAUACCGCAGCUGCUCGGCGGCCUGGACAACCUGCUGGCAGUGAACAUAUCUCACAAUCGGCUCAUCGGCCGGCUUCCAACAGGAGGGGUAUUCCAGAGCCUAGACCAGAGCGCACUGCAAGGGAACCUUGGCCUCUGCACCCCCCUUGUCACGGAGCCGUGUAAGAUGAAUGUUCCGAAGCCAUUAGUUCUCGACCCGAAUGCUUAUCCCCAUGGCAAUGGAGGCACUUUGGUCACGGUGGCGACCCCGGUGAUACCCAGGCACAAGAAGUUCCUCAGUGUUUCAGCAAUUGUUGCAAUAUCUGCUGCUCUUGUUAUAGUUCUUGGGGUUCUAGUGGUCACCCUGCUCAACAUAUCAGCUCGGAGGAGGAUCGGGCUCUUGGAGAAUGCCUUGGAGAGCAUUUGUUCAAGCUCGACAAGAUCGGGGAGCCCUGCUGUGGGAAAGAUGGUGCUGUUUGGCCCUCGAAGCAAUCUGAGAUCAGAGGAUUUGUUUGGUGGAGCUGAGUCUCUACUGAGCAAAGCUUCUGAGAUAGGGAGGGGAGUGUUCGGGACUGUGUACAAGGCAUCAGUAGGGGAGGGGAGAAUCAUGGCCAUCAAGAAGCUACUGACCUCUAACAUAAUUCAGUACCACGACGACUUCGAUCGCGAGGUCCGGAUACUGGGGAAGGCGAGGCACCCAAAUGUGAUGCCACUGAAAGGCUACUACUGGACUCCUCAAUUGCAGCUCCUGAUCUCAGACUAUGCCCCCCAUGGAUGUCUACACUCAAGACUUCAUGAGAAUUCUGGAUCAAUGCCCCCUCUCUCAUGGGCUGAUCGCUUCAAUAUUGCGCUGGGGACGGCAAAGGGACUUGCUUACUUGCACCAGUCAUUCCGCCCUCCUAUCAUACACUACAACAUAAAGCCGAGCAACAUCCUCCUGGAUGAGAGUUGCAGUCCAAGGAUAUCAGACUUUGGGCUUGCAAGGCUGCUGCCAAAGCUUGACAAUCACAUUAUAAGUAGCCGGUUUCAGAGUGCCAUGGGCUACAUGGCACCAGAGCUUGCAUGCCAGAGCUUGAGAAUUAACGAAAAGUGCGAUGUAUAUGGCUUCGGGGUACUAAUUCUGGAGCUCGUGACAGGGAGGAAGCCGGUGCAGUAUGGAGACGACGAUGUUGUGAUACUGAUCGAUCAAGUGAGAGUUCUUUUAGAGCAGGGUAAUGUGUUGGACUGCGUGGAUUCGAGAAUGGGGGAGUUCCCAGAGGAGGAGGUCCUGCCGGUGCUGAAGCUAGGUUUGGUGUGCACGUCACAAAUACCUUCAAGUAGGCCAUCCAUGGCCGAGGUGGUGCAGAUACUGCAGGUCAUCAAGACACCAGUUAUAGAGAGAAUGGAGGCCUUCUAGUAGACUUGGCACAUCCUGCUCUUUCUUUUCUUCUAAUGUACGAACGAUUUCUUAUUCCCUUCGCUUGUGUUUGUGGUGGGGAGCUAAAACAUGGUGUCUUUUUGUGUUGUGUGGAUGCAUGGAUGUAGUUCUUAUUUUGCAGCUUCAAUCAAUGCAACUUCUCAUUAAUUUCUUUUCA
Molecule: messenger RNA, 3485 nt
Organism: Phoenix dactylifera (date palm)
Lineage: Eukaryota; Viridiplantae; Streptophyta; Magnoliopsida; Arecales; Arecaceae
Product: Leucine-rich receptor-like protein kinase family protein
Biological process (GO): protein phosphorylation
Molecular function (GO): protein kinase activity; ATP binding; protein binding
Source: RefSeq, a predicted model, not a curated record